Molecule: messenger RNA, 4189 nt
Organism: Papilio xuthus (Asian swallowtail)
Lineage: Eukaryota; Metazoa; Arthropoda; Insecta; Lepidoptera; Papilionidae
Gene: Ube4B
Product: Ubiquitination factor E4B
Exons: 20
Coding region: 200-3973 (1257 amino acids)
Biological process (GO): ubiquitin-dependent protein catabolic process; protein polyubiquitination; ERAD pathway
Cellular component (GO): cytoplasm; ubiquitin ligase complex; nucleus
Molecular function (GO): ubiquitin-ubiquitin ligase activity
Source: RefSeq, a predicted model, not a curated record
GACUCCAGACCACAAAUGUCAAAUAGGUAACCAUUCAACUCAGCUGUGCUUGUGCUGUGCUCGCUGUGCCUUGCACAGAAAGGUGACUGACUGCUUGACGUUAAGUGGCUUGCUCCGUUGUUCUCUUUGAUUGAAUAUUUUCAACACAGUGAAGAAAUUCUAAUAAUUAUCGAUUAAACUCGAAGAACUAACGUACGUCAUGAGUGAAUUGAGUCAAGAAGAGAUACGACGACGUCGUUUAGCGAGGCUAGGAGCGCUGGGAGCUACAGCUUCAUCCCCUGCCCCUGGCAGUCCUCCAGCCACUCCGGGUGCUUCUUUGACUAACACUGACACAGUGAAUGUGCAGCAACCUUCGUCUCGCUUAUCACCGUCACCUCGGGGUUCCACAGAAUCAAACACAUCGUCGGAAAGUGCUACCAUAAAUAGAGAGAAUACUUUUGCAGAUGGAGUUAGUAACAGUGAAGUGCCAGAUCAAAAUAAAAUACCAUCAGAUAGUUUGAUUGUGACAGAAAAAACUGAAAAUAAUUUGUUGGAUGAGAUGCCAGACACAAAGAUGACUGAUCUCUCACAAACUAGACAGUACAACAGUUUUGACUCCAUGGGUGAUGACACAUUGUUAAGUUGUGGGUCAGUGCGUGUUGGUAGUUUGCCUCAGUCAGCUGUGAGUGGUUCUGAAGGUGCAUCAACAAGAGAGGACAGUACCUCCAGAUCUAUAUCUCCACCUCAAUUUGUGGAACCCCCACCAGUGAGACCACGGACUUGUGGUGCAUCCCCAAGCUGCUCCCGUCGCUCCCUCUCAAUGGAAGUAGAUGAUGUAUCAGAGAGAAAUUCACAAUCAGAACAGUCACAACAAGAACCUAUGGAUAUUGAAGAAGAUCCGUCUCAGUCACCGGCAAGAAAGAUCCACAGAACAAGGACAGUGAGUUGCACGGAACUAUCUGAAGAGCAACUUAGAGUUAUUGUUUCCAAAAUACUGCAAAUAUCAUGGUCUGAAGAGAUUGUGGGAGGAAUUUUUGUACCUAAUGUAGCUGCUAUGUUACUUGACAAUCCUAAACUUAGUUUAGAGGAAUUAGCAUCUGAGGCUCUCAUUGAUAUCAUCACUCAGCUUGAGGAUGGAGCUGAUCCAUUAAAUCAGAAAUUAAUUGCAAUUGCUGAAACAACUAAAAGACUGAUGGAAGACUGUGGGGAUGAUACCUUAACGAGUGGACCAUUAGGUUCCGAGACAGACAAUCAAAAAUCUGGUAAUACCGUAAACCUGGUUCUUCCCAAGACUAUCCCGACACAAGGUUUAGCCGUUAGCUAUCUUUUACGAUUCUACAAUAAUAUUAAUCUUUACGAGAGAGAACAUCCAAAGAAAAGUUCAGAACCACCUUUAAGUGAUUUAUUACAAACAUUAAGAACCUUAAUAGUUAACCAUUUGGUUUUGGUGCUUAGAGGGAAAUUUAAUUUGGAAAAAUGCAGAAAAUCCCCCUUGUUGCCUUACAUCUUAAUUGGUAGCACACCAAUUGGCCUAAUUCCUGAAAUACUUUUGGCUACUUAUUUAGAAGAAUCUUUUGAUGAGGUUUUUGUUCCACUCCUGUUGGGUAUAAGAGAGGAGAUGCGUCGGAGCGUGUCUCCACUGAACGGGCGGGGUCACGGGCAGGCGCUACGUGCACUUCGCUCACUAUGCGAGUUGCGCGCGGGGCCGCGUCACGCACUUCGCCCCGUCUGCGCCCUCAUCGUCCGCUUGCCCAGCCUCUGCCCUCCCUCCGUUACUACUGCUCCGGGGAGGGAAAUUGCAAGAGCCAGCUUCUUAGGACCAUUCUUUGCUGUGUCGCUUUUCGCGGAAGAGAAUCCUCGUCUAGCUGAACGUUUAUUUGCGUCUGGAUCCACCGAUCGUAGUCUCGCUUUCGCAUUGCAACGCGAAUUAGAAGCGAGCAGGAACACUCUGCAUACAAUCUGCCAUAAUAUAUUACUUUGUCCUGAAGCGAGAGAACCCUUCCUCAAUUAUUUUGCGGAACUACUCCAGAGAAAUGAACACAGAAUCCGCUACAGAAACGAUGACAGAUCAUUAGCUGGCGAUGGAUUCAUGCUGAACGUGUGUUCAGUACUACAGCUGCUUUCGAUCCGCAUCAAAUUGGAGCGCGUCAAUCCGUUCUAUACCUUCCAGCCCAACAACUGGAUAGACAUCCACGACGACACCCGCCUCUACUACACCUCGCAAGAGGCGCAAGACUGGCUGGACGCAUUGAACAAAGACCCCAAUCACAAAUGGCCCGAGGCGAAGUUCCAGACUGUCUGCUGGUUCCUGACUCUGCAUAUGCACCAUGUAGCUUUGAUACCAGCUCUGCACACUCACCAGCGACGCAUAAGAGCAUUCCGCGACCUGCAGAAGGUGAUAGAGGAGUUAAUGGGCGCGGAGCCUCAGUGGCGGAACACGUACGCCGCGCUACGCAACCGCGAGCUGUUGCGGCGAUGGCGAAGACAGAUCAAACGAUUGCAGAGGUCAAAACAAUGUGCGGAGACGGCGCUACUGGACUGUGAACUGAUGCGUCGCAGCUUGCAAUUCUACUCGUCAGUAUGCGUGCUGCUGACUCAGCAGUUAGAGGCUGCAAGGACCGCGGACCGGGCGCCCGCUAACCUGGAGAGCCCCGACGCGGGCAGUGGCAGCGAGAGCGCAGCCCCCAGUGCGGCGGAGGGCGGAGCACCCCGCGCACCGCACGGGCCCAGCGCGGGCUCGCUGGCUGAUGCCUUCCGCGCCACUCCAGAGUGGUACGUCGAGGAUAUUGCUGACUUCAUGCUCUUUGCUGUGCAAUACGUGCCACAGAUAGUGGCGGACUAUAUAGAGGAGCCGGUGGUGACGUGGCUGCUGACUGCGGUCUGCAACUCCCGCCUCCUCAAGAACCCCUAUCUUGUCGCCAAGAUCGUCGAGGUGCUGUUCGUUAUCAACCUAUCUAUACCGCUCAAGCUCAAAAAUGUAUAUGAAAGAUUCAUGGACCACCCAAUGUCACAGACGUCGUUGCCGAGCGCACUGAUGCGUUUCUACACGGACAUAGAGACGACCGGACAGAGCACUGAGUUCUACGACAAGUUCACGAUUCGCUUCCACAUCAGUAUCAUACUCAAGGGCAUGUGGGACCGUCCUAUACAUAAACAAGCUAUAGUAAAGGAGUCUCGCUCUGGCCGGCAGUUCGUUAAGUUCAUCAAUAUGCUGAUGAACGACACCACAUUCCUACUCGACGAGUGUCUUACGUAUUUAAAACGUAUCCACGAGGCACAAGAAGGUGGGCCUUCAACUGAGGUGCGAGCCAGAGCCUUGGCCCAGGACGAGAGGCAGUGUCGCUCAUAUCUCACACUUGCCAGGGAGACGGUGGACAUGUUGGAGUACCUGACGGUGGAUAUCAAGGAGCCGUUCCUUCGCGCAGAGCUCGUAGACCGGCUUGCCUCCAUGCUCAAUUUCAAUCUGCAGCAGCUCUGCGGACCUAAGUGCAAAAACCUCAAGGUGCGUCGUCCGGAGAAGUACGGAUGGGAGCCGCGGCGACUGCUCAGUCAGCUGGUCGACAUCUACUUGCAUCUCGACUCGCCUCACUUCCACGCUGCACUCGCCGCUGACGAGAGAUCAUUCCGUAAGGAGUUGUUCGAGGAGGCGGCGGUGCGGUUGGCCAAAUCAUGCAUAAAGACCCCCAAUGAAAUAGAGCGCUUCAAGGCGCUCGCUGACAAUGCAUAUCAAAUUGCCGUAUCAAAUCAACAAAAGAGCGACGAGUACGCUGACGCACCGGAAGAGUACCGCGACCCACUAAUGGACACCUUGAUGACUGACCCCGUCGUCUUACCAUCGGGGAAGGUGAUGGACAGGUCGGUGAUCUUGCGGCAUCUUCUCAACAGCGCCACAGACCCCUUCAACAGACAACCGCUCACUGAAGACCAGUUGCGUCCAGCUUCAGAGCUCAAAGAGAAGAUAAUUCAAUGGCAGCGCGAGAAGAAAUCGUCGUAAGUGUUCAUAGUGUUCACUCGUAAUGUAUAUAACUAAACAAAUACAUAUAUAUAAAGACUAGACGUUGGAGACUCCAGCCGCUAACGGACUAUUGUCCUAAUAUUAUUGUGAGAUUAUUGUAAGCAAGUUAUUCUAGUGGCAGUUAGACGAGGAAAGAACUGGUUACAGCACAAACCUUUAUUGCUUCAGAAGAAAGGGGCAAAGUAUUAAACGUGU